Molecule: messenger RNA, 10993 nt
Organism: Eurytemora carolleeae
Lineage: Eukaryota; Metazoa; Arthropoda; Copepoda; Calanoida; Temoridae
Gene: ds
Product: protein dachsous
Exons: 31
Coding region: 508-10347 (3279 amino acids)
Biological process (GO): homophilic cell-cell adhesion
Cellular component (GO): plasma membrane
Molecular function (GO): calcium ion binding
Source: RefSeq, a predicted model, not a curated record
GCAAGGGUGAGAGAGCGUGAACGUUACGCCCAGAAUUCAAACUUUUAACUUGUUGCGCUUUUUUGAAUAACUUAUAAGUGACUGUUAUCAUUGUAAUAAUAGAAGUGUGGUAGCGUAAAGUGAAUAAAUGAUAAAAUAAAGCUGAAGAUGUUCAGCUGUUGUUCUAUGUAGAGUUGAAGUCUCCAGAAGUUGAAAUCUCCAGCUGAGAAACAAUACACAGGAUCCCCGGCCAAAUAGUAAUUAGGGGGGAGCUAGGACCGGUACACAGGUCAAUAUACAGGGGAGCAUACUCAUCCCUUACCUAUUUCCCCAUUCUAUAGAAACAGACUGGAGAAAUAUUUCGUCAAACCAUGGUUUCGAAAAAAAGAGAUUUUUUGAGAUUUAGUGAAACACUGGUGGCUUUUUACUGGUGAAGAACUAAGAAAGAUUGCGUGCCCGAGAAGUUUACCCAAUGGUAAAACAGAGACUGGAGUUAUGGGGAAAAGAAGAACACAAAAUACCUGAAAAAUGUUAAAUCAAGGCAGUCUACCGAGCUGCUAUAGCAGUUCUUCGAGCUGUAACAGCCACGACAGCUGUAACAGACAUAAUAAUUCCAAACUCAGCAAUAGCCAUCACAGUCGUGUUGGAUACUAUAGGAGUAAGAAAAGACUGACCCUAAGGCCCCUAGAUGGGCUGAGAACAUUAUUACCCCUAAGCCUAGGAUCUACUUGGAGAAUGUUUAUCCUUCUCCUACUAUUCUCUAGCCUUACUUUUUCAACUGCUGAAUAUGUGAAGAACUUUAAAAUUACGGAGGGAGUUCAAAUCGGCAGUAGAAUAGGCUUUAUCGGCGAAACCGAGCCCGGUCGACCGAAACCACCAUCACCACCCUAUCUAGUUGUCCCGUCGGCCGAUUCGCCGAUCGACGAGGAUCUUGACAUCGACCAGAACACCGGAGAGGUUCGGACGAAUGUUGAGUUAGAUCGAGAGAAACGUGCUCGGUAUAGAUUUAGUGCAAUCCCACUUAGUGGAGAAGGAGAAAAUAUCAAGGUUAAUAUUGAAGUAGAAGAUCAGAAUGACAACAGUCCUACCUUCUCUCAAUCCAAGAUUACGAUAGGUCUUCCAGAAAAUUCUCCUAAGGACUCAAAAAGACGAUUACCACCGGCCGUCGACGCCGAUCUUGGUAUUUUCAACACCCAGCGUUAUGAAAUCAUCUCCGGGAACCGUCAAAACUCGUUCCGGUUGUCGACCCAGCGGGACAAGGACGGUAGGUUGAUGCUGGACCUGAUCGUGAACGGGUUCCUGGACAGGGAGGUGAUCAGCUCCUAUACUCUGAGUAUUGAGGCCCAGGAUGGAGGGAAUCCAACUAGAAAAGGACUGUUGACUGUAGAAAUAAAUAUUCUGGAUUUAAACGACAAUGCUCCAGUAUUCAAGGAGCAACGGUACUACGCGUCUAUUCCUGAGAAUUCCACUGUAGGAUCUGAAAUCAUCACUGUAUCCGCCCUAGACCCAGACGAAGGGCCCAAUGGCGACGUAACCUAUUCCAUCAACCGUCGACAAUCUGACAAUCAAGAGCUCUUUGCUAUUGACACACUAAGUGGACUCCUGACCGUGAACAAGCGGCUCGACUUUGAGUCGAAAGAUCAACAUGAACUUGUUGUUGUUGCGAAGGAUAACGGUGACGUACCUCAAGAAACGACAGCUUUUAUCACCGUUAAGAUAACAGAUAUUAACGACAAUCAACCGAAGAUAAACGCUGUUUACAGGACGCCGACAGGCAGGCCCGAGCUCCGGGAGGACGCGCUGAUUGGUCAGAAAAUCGCCGAUAUUACGGUAACCGAUCCUGACGAACCAACACAGAUUGCGGAUUUUGACGUUACUUUAAGCGGCUCGGAUAUGGGAUAUUUCAGCCUAGAACGACAACGAUCCGGAUACAGCCUAGUUCUUGCAAGACGGAUAGACAGGGAGGAAACAGAUAAGAUAUCUUUAACCCUUGAAGCUUUGGACGACGGAUUCCCCCCUCUCAGAGCAAACCUGGAGCUAACACUCAGAAUUCUGGAUGUGAAUGAUAACAGUCCUGUGUUUGACUCUGUUGAGUAUGAAGGUAGUAUCCAAGAGACUGCUACGCCUGGGACUAGUAUUCUCCGGGUUCUAGCAGAAGACCAGGAUACAGGGGAGAAUAGCAGGAUAAACUACCGACUAGAGAAUAGUGCAUUGACCCACUCUGACUGGUUUACUAUAGAUUCUGAGACUGGCCUAAUAUCCACUAGAACUAAGAUCGACUGUGAGAUAGACCCUGAACCUAUUCUUGUCGUUGUCGCUACAGACAACGGAAACCCUCGUCGCAGUUCUAGCGCGACCGUGAGAAUCGGCGUAGAGGAUGUGAACGACAACGAGCCAAGGUUCGACAGUGUGUUCUACAACGUAUCCCUGAAGGAGUCUGUGGAGUCGGGCACCUGUUUUAUCAGGGUAAAUGCUGAAGAUUCAGACUGUGGAGUAACAUCAAAGGUGUCCUAUCGGCUGGGUGAGGUUGAGCCAAGGUUCCGGGUAGACCAGGAUACUGGAGAGAUUUGUCUCCAGACAAACCUGGAUUUUGAGACGGAUACAUUCCAUCAUCUAACCAUUGUCGCUGUAGACAGGGGUGGAUUGUCCUCUACGUCAAUGGUUGGAAUAACAGUUGAGGAUGAUAAUGAUAAUAGUCCUCAGUUCAACCCUAGGGAAUAUAGCGGGAGUGUUGAAGGAGAAGGCCAGGCUGGUGAUCAUAUUCUCAGAGUAUCAGCUGUAGAUAGAGAUUCAGGAGACUGGGGACAGGUGACCUACUCUAUCAGCAAGGGUAACCAAGAAGGCCUAUUCCUGCUGGAUGAAAAGGGAGGUGUUCUAUCUCUAGCACGUUCUCUUAAGGAUGCUCAAGGAACAUUUAAACUUGAAGUGUCAGCUGUAGACGGGGGCGGGACAUCAGCCCCACAACCAGCUCUUUUAUCAAUCAACAUAGCGCCUCAAGACACACCCUCAACUCCACCCUUAUGUAUCGAAAAAUUGCACCAGUUUUCUAUUGAGGAGGACGCAAUAAUUCGCUCGGAUGUCGGUAAAGUUCGCACAAACGUAAAAAAUCCGCGAAUAUUUUUCUAUUCAGAAAACGCGCAAAGUUAUUUUGACAUAGAUUCUCAGUCUGGCCUGAUCUCAACUAAGAUGGAGCUUGAUCACGAGACAAAUCCAAGAUUUCUUCUAAAUAUCGGAGUCGAAGAUGAUGUCUCCGGUAUGACCGGAUACUGCCAGGUCCUUGUUAACAUAAUCGACAUUAACGACAACGCUCCCAGCUUUGGUCCCACCCUGGGCUUGAUCACCAUUCCUGAAAAUUCUCCUGCCCACACUCUGGUGUUCGCUAAGCAGGCUCGGGACAGAGACUCCGGUGAGAACGGAAGAGUUAACUAUAGGAUAAUCAAGGAUACAGGGGUAUUCACUGUGGAUGAGAAUACAGGGGUGGUUACAACCCUACAGGAGCUAGAUUAUGAACAGAUGGAACAGCAUGAGGUUCAGCUGGUGGCCUACGACAAUGGUUCCCCCUCCCUCUCCUCCAGCUUUUCUAUCAAUAUUCUCGUUCAGGAUGAAAACGACCACGCCCCUGUGUUCUCUAAGCCCUCCUACCAGCUGACAGUCGAGGAAACCCUGCCAAAGGAUUCUCAGCUCCUUCCCCUUGACGCUGAAGACCUGGAUGGAGGAAAAAAUGGUCGACUACGAUUUUCUAUAAUUGAUGAGUCUGAGUAUAUCUCUAUCCUACCAACCAGUGGUAUUCUAUACCUGAGUAAAGAACUGGAUUAUGAAACCAUCAACUCUAUCUCCUUCACUGUAAAGGUUGAAGAUGAAGGUACCCCCCCUCUAUCUGAUGUUUGCAGUGUAGACAUCAGGGUGGUGGACUCCAAUGAUAAUGCUCCUAUAUUCUCUAAGGAGGAGUACUCCUAUAUAGUUGAGGAGAAUACAGGAGUUGGAUAUAAAAUAGGAGUUAUUCAGGCAACAGAUGCAGAUAGUGGACAAAACGGAGAUAUUUCUUAUAAGUUUAAGAGAAGCACAGAUGUAUUUCAAAUUGACGAAAAGAAUGGUGAGAUCCGAACUGUUGUGAACCUGGACCGAGAAGUGGAAGAUGAAUAUAUUCUUGAGGUUGAAGCUGUAGAUUCAGGAAUACCUAGAUUAACCAGCUCAGCUACUCUUCAUAUACAGGUUGAGGAUCUGAAUGACAAUGCUCCCGUGAUAGUUGAUCCAGUAGUGACUGUUCUAUCCGUGCAAGGUAGAGCUCCUCCUGAUACUCCUAUAGCUCGGAUACUAGCUACAGAUCCAGAUCUAGGAGACGGAGGGAACCUAGUUUAUACCAUAGACAACGAUGGUGGAGCUGGUCAUGAUGUUCUGAGUAUACAUCCAACCACUGGUCUUCUAUCUACAUCUUCCCUUCUAGAGUAUAAUCCUCAUAAUAUAACAGUUACAGUCAGAGUUCAGGAUCAAGGUUCUCCUAGUUUGAGUUCUAAGGUUUGGUAUACUGUCAAUAUCUUAAGAGAAAGAGAUACAAGUCUACCCUUUGCUCAAACAAACCUUAUUCUACAGGUGUCAGAGACUGCUACGCCUGGGAGCAGGGUGGGAAGUGUGAAACCUAAUCCAACCAACCUGGAUCUAAGCACAGCAUGGUUUUCUAUAUCAGGAGGAAACGAGGACGGAAUGUUUGAUAUUGAUAAUUACAACGGUAUCCUAGUUGUUCUUAAACCCCUAAGGUUCAGCUCCAGGAAGGAGUUUAACCUAAGAGUGUCUUUAAACGACGAGGUGUACGGAAUGUCCCGUGAAAUCAUCAAGGUUAAGAUUAUCAUCACUGAUGUCAACGGUAUCAGCCCUAUAUUCUCAACUAGCCCCCUGGAGCUUAAUGUGCCUGAAAACACGGCUAUUGGCACUCCCAUACAGACAAUUAAAGCCAAGGGUAUGGACAGUGCUGGUAAUGGGACUAUUCGCUACUCACUGUUGGAACAAUUCCCGCAGAAUUUUUUCCGGAUUGAUUCGCUGUCUGGAGAACUGUAUCUGAUUCAUGAACUAGAUUUUGAAUCUACUGAGAAAGUGUUUAUGACCUUGCGUGCCACCGACAGUUCAUUUGCCGUGGAGGGGAGAAAAACGUCUGAUGUAUCAGUUAUUGUUCAUGUUGAGGAUACUAAUGAUCAUGUACCCACGUUUGUUUCAACAAAACGGAAGGAGAUUCAAGAAGGAAUUGAAAUUGGAGUUCCGUUCCAUCGCGUUCUAGCUGUAGAUGGUGACUCCAAGGAUGCCGGAGACGUGAGUUAUCUGAUUGAAGGAGGGAACAGUGAUAACGUCUUUCAUCUUGAUGCAUCCACUGGACUACUAUCCAUCAAAGAACGUCCUACCCGGUCUAGCUACCAGUUAACUAUUAAAGCUGAGGAUAGCGGUGUACCGAGAAAGUAUAGCAGUCAGAUUCUCCAGAUAGGUGUAGUAGAGCAGAGUAAUGGUCCGCCUAAAUUCACACAAACUGUUUACAGAGCAGAGGUAAUGGAGCAUUCCGAGCCCGGGACCCUGGUUAUUGCUGUACAGGCGGAAAAACAGGGUUCAGGAUCAGACAUUAUCUACUCCAUGGAUACCAGCGUGUCCAGGGGAUUGUUUAGGAUUGAUGAAAGAUCUGGAGAUAUAGUCACUAUGGGAGAUCUUGAUAGGGAGGAAAGGAAUGAAUAUAUAGUUACCGUAUACGUACAUGAUUCCAACACCCAACCUAAUUUCGACACUGCCACAGUUCUCAUCAAGAUCUCAGAUGAGAAUGAUAAAACCCCAAGAUUUGUGGAUUCCUGCAAUCCGCUUUUUGUUCCUGAGAACACAGAUCUGUCAGCAUUACAUUAUUUCAUAGCGGUAGAUGAGGAUGAAGGGCCAAAUGGAGAAAUAACCUACAGCAUCGUGGGCGGGGACGAGGGAAAUAAAUUCUCUCUGGAUGCACACACUGGACAACUGUCUGCAGCUCCACUCGACCAUGAGGAGCAUUCAUCAUAUUCUCUCACCAUCAAGGCGGAAGAUCAAGGAAACCCAAGAAGAUCCAGCACAUGUGAAACAACCAUCAGAGUUAUUGACAGGAAUGACAAUGAUCCUGUGUUUCUUGAAACUAAAUACAAGGCAAGAAUCAGUGAAAAUGUAGAUGUUGGAACUCCAGUUAUGAGUGUAACUGCUACAGAUGCAGACUCAGGACAGAAUGCUAAGAUCUCUUAUUCUAUACAGAAUGGUACGGAGUGGAUCUUUGGUAUCGACAAGGACACCGGAGAGAUCUACACCACGGCCAGGUUGGACAGGGAGAAAAAUGAGGAGUAUAAUCUGCUGAUUAUGGCGGUGGAUGAAGGUAUUGAGGAUACAAGGAUGGCAUCUACUACUGUCAGUAUAACUCUGCAGGAUGAGAAUGACAAUGAACCUGAGUUUGACGAAUAUCCCUUCAUGGCCCAGAUACUCCCGGAGCAUCCUGUGGGUUCGCAAAUAACUAAAGUAACUGCUAAGGACAAGGACAAGGGACAGAAUGCCAAUCUUAAAUACUCAUUUUUAAACCAGGAGGAUGCGGAAAAGUUUUCAAUUGACGCAGUGACUGGGAUAAUUUCCUCCCAGCAAAAUCUUGUAACAGAUGAUGGAGGGAUGUUUCAUAUCGAGAUCCUGGUAACGGAUGGUGGUACUCCUAGUCUCAGUUCUACAGGGCUGGUGGAGAUAAAGAUUGGACAGCAACCUAGCGUACAACUCAACUUCCAGCAGAAACUUUACGAAUCCCAAAUCUCGGAAGAAUCUAAAAUCGGCGAAGAUAUUUUGCAAGUGCAGGCAGUUCGUUCAGAUGGACGAAUUCAGAGGGUUAUCUACACUUUCGGCCAGGGGAACCAGGACGGAAUAUUUGAAAUCAAUUCAAACAAUGGGUUGAUCCGGCUCAAAAAUCCUCAGUUCAUUGACUAUGAGAGAAAACAGGAGUACAAAGUGACAGUACUGGGACAUGCUGCAGGACAAGAGCAGCUGUACGCCUACGCCGAGUGCAAAAUACGAGUAAAGGAUGUGAAUGACAAUGAACCAAGGUUUACACAAAAUGUCUACUUUGCUCGUGCCUGGGAAGGAAAUAACAAGGGAACCUUUGUUACCCAAGUAAUGGCCGUGGAUGGAGACAGUAUUGAGAAUGAACGUCUAUAUUAUCAGAUUAUUGAUGGAAAUCAUGAUGGGGCGUUCACAAUUGAUCAACAAUACUCUGGAAUCAUUAAAACCAAUAUUGUUCUGGAUCGAGAGAUUAGAGAUUCCUACGAGUUAAAAGUGACUGCAACGGACGAGGGUUCUCCGCCCAAGACAGGAUAUACCAAGGUUAUCGUGAAAAUAAUUGACAUCAACGAUAACCAGCCGCAGUUCCCUCCAAGCACACCCAUUACGAUAUCUGAAGGAACGGUUGCUGGGACCAGGAUAGGGACUAUACAAGCUAACGAUAUAGAUAGUCAUCCACACCUUACAUACUCAUUUGUCAACCCAUCUCCAGGCUCAUCCAUCAAUCCGUCGGAAUCAUCAGUUCAGACCUCGGAAUUCUUCAGUAUUGAUAAAUUUAGCGGAGUAAUCAGCCUGGCCAAGAAGGUUGAUCGUGAAGCUACGGACAGGUUUAUUGUUGAGAUUGCUGCUUCCGACGGAGCUCACACUGUUCAGACCAGCGUUGAAAUACUUAUUGAGGAUGAGAAUGAUUCUGCUCCUGUAUUUGAGAAACAGGUUUAUACUGGAGUAUUCUCCUCUAACAUGACCCUCCCUGCUCCUAUGGUUUCUGUUCGAGCAGAGGAUAAAGAUUCAGGACGGAACGGAGAAGUGAAAUAUAAACUGAUUGGAUCAGAUAUUGGAUAUAUCGAUGAAAAUGGAACAAUAUAUGUAAAUAACACAUCAGAUAUAGAGCAAGGUACGGAGAUACAUCUUGUUGUAUCCGCUGAAGAUCUAGGUUCCCCUCCUCAACAGUCCUUUGUAUCCGUCCGUCUACUAAACCUUCAACAUUCAGAGACCAGUCCGCAAUUCCAUCAGCAGGAAUUUGCGGUAAUUAUAGACCCUAGUGCAAAAAUUGGCAGUAAACUUGCAAAUCUGGAGGUUCCAUUCUCCGGAGGCAAUCUAUUCUACUCCUUAGCUCCUGGUAGUAAUAAUCCCUAUGUAGAGUUGGACAGUUCUACUGGGACCCUGAUACUAAAGAAAAGGAUCGAUGACCCGAAACUAAUUCCUAAAACCUUGGACGCAACAUUAAGACGAGACAAUAGAAUAGGGGAUGAGACGAGCGCAAGCAUAAUCCUCAAUUUAGGAGAUCUCGCCGACUCGGCGGAUUUGUUUGAAAGGAAAUAUUAUGACGUAAACCUGUCUGAAAACACAGGAACAGGGAAGGAGAUAUUUGGUGUACCCGGGCCCCAGCUAAACUAUCAUCUUAGAAUAGCCUCCGGGAACAUAAACGAUACUUUUGAACUAUCAUCUGUAAAGGCGGGUUCAUUAUUGCUCAAGAAAUCUUUGAACUAUGAAACCCAGAAGGAGUACAAGUUGAUACUUCUUGGUACCAUUGCUAACCGUUUUGACAUCGUUACAGUGGUUGUUAAAGUCCUGGAUGAAAAUGACAAUUCUCCGUUCUUCCCAGUAAACAAGCAGAUUCACUCAAUCAAAGAGAAUUCCUCCCCAGGCAGUUUAGUAUUUGUAGCUCAGGCACAGGACCUUGAUAUCUCAGAUUCUCUACACUACUCUAUCAAUAGUGAUGAAUUCACGAUCGGAGAAACAAAUGGUCGUGUCCUUUCCAAGCGCGUGUUUGAUUAUGAGACCGAACAGGAAUUUAAUUUCAACCUCAUGGUCACAGAUAGUGCAGGAGCUAAAGCUUCUGCAGAUGUCAUAAUCAAGAUUGAGAGCGUGGAUGAAUACUAUCCAGCGUUUGAAUCUCCAUCCUACCAGUUUACCAUAGAUAGAUUAUACCCUGCAGAACAUAUCCUGGGACGGGUUAAAGCUGUUGAUCAGGAUGCCGGAGCUAGUGGUAGAGUUGUGUACAGCCUCGCAAGUAAUGAUGGAUACUUCAAAGUUAAUGCAGAUACCGGAGAAAUCCUGGUUUCUAGGAACCUAGAUAUGGGGUUGGUUUCUUCCGAUUUGGGAUCAAACAGACAGUUCCAAGAUGUGAACUAUCUGGUAUAUGCGAGCACAGGAAGAGAAGACAGUUUAAAAACCUCAACCCUUGUAAUUUUCCAAGUAAAGAUCGACAUCCUCCCUCCCGCCCCACUUCCCUCCACAGAAAGCGGUAUUGCAACAUGGGGACAAGGAUUAAUCAUCGCCUUCGUAUUUAUCCUUGUCAUUGUCGGAGCUGGGAUAUUCUUCUUUAAACGCUUCUCAGUCAAUAAAUUUAUUCAGAAGCGUUUAAUAGAUCCGAGCAGUCCAGCUGGACUUCCAUACACAAACUCGAUAAACGACACGAGUACUAUGGACAGUACAGUACCGAUGUCCCAGUACCCCCCGCAGUACAGUGAUAUUGUAUCCCAGUAUGGGCACUCACAUGGAAAAUCUGGUCAGACCCGGCCGGGCCGGUUAACUCAGUCAGAACUAUCCGAGCAGAGCCAUCGCUCAGCGAGUAGUGGACGGGGGUCAGCAGAAGAUGGAGAAGAGGAGGUGGAUCAUGAGAUUCAAAUGAUCAACGGAGCAGGACUACCAACUCUGAAUGAUACUUGUAUUGCUGAGGAUAGCAUGAGUGAUAUCAGUGUACAAAAUGGCAAGGAGUAUCUGGCUAGGCUUGGUAUAGAUACAAGACCCCCUCAUCUCUCCCAUACCUCCUCAUACCAAACCCUAGAGGGACAUCAAGAUCUUUAUAACAGAUUACAGGAUACUGAUGCCCUGUCUGAAAAGAACAGUAUGGUGUCAGGAAAUAAUUCAGUUUAUGCGAGAACAGGUCACCCUGUAUCCAUGACAGGGUCUAUAUCUAGUAUGGUGCACAGUGAAGAGGAGGUUGCAGGAAGCUAUAACUGGGAUUAUCUCCUAGAUUGGGGACCACAGUACCAACCUUUACAACACGUUUUCCAGGAGAUUUCUAGUUUGAAAGAUGAAGGAUCUCAAUCUGUAGGUAUCCAUGUACCUCCUCUCCUAACCUCCCUCCCACCUAGACACGCCCAUUCAGUCUCAACACAUCCCCGCUCACCUGUCUCCCAGGAGAUGCUGCUUGGCUCCGCCCUUUCUCCAAAUUUCUUGCCCGCCCUCUCACCCUUAGCUACCCGGUCACCGAGUAUAUCUCCACUAGGACCCAUGACCGGUCCGGUACGGGGUGUUACUCGGACAGUUCAGCAGCCGAGAUAUCAGUCGUCUUUGCAUUCUGAUUAUGCAGAGGCAGCAGAGAAUGAACUAAGAAUUUAAGUACAAAAAAUACAAAGUUAAAACCCAUUUUUACGUUGAAUUUCUCACAACCUCGGCUAAUAAGUGAAAAUAUAGAUAGUUAAAGAUCUAAUUUAAUUGUGAUAUAUUUAAACUGCAGAACAGAGCAGGACUUUGGACAUUUAAGGCAUCUGUUCACAGUUUUAUCUUGUGUAAUAGAAAAUUUUAAAAUAUGAAUAUUCAGCUGUGAUAACUAUUCGUAAUUUAUACAUUUCAAUCUUUGUAAUGUUUGCCAUUAGCAUGAUUCUUAUGGUUACCAUUCCACAGUAAUUGUGUAGCCCCCUCUUAUACAUACAGGGUUUCCAACAAAGAAUGAGUCUUCAGAGACGAUUGUACUGACAGUUUCCUUAUAUUUACGAUUCCCUUUAGAACGACUUUAUUAAACGCAGAAUACUUAUUUUUACCUUGAUAACGUCGAAUUCAAAUAGUUUUAGGUCGUCUUUACAGUCUCAUUCUGUGUGGUUCACCCUAGGUACAAGCAUAUGUUAUAUGUGUUACCAAUUAGUAUUCAUCCAUGUUUUAUAUAAAGUUGUGCCAACAUUUUGGAAAUGGUGACUCAAUUUUCUUGUAGAAUCUCUAAUACUCUAUUGUUGUUGCUACGAUCAAAAUAAAUGUUACCUGACCUUUA